AUGGUGCUUCCAAUGCUCAAGGCAAUGGAAUUGGGGGCAAUUAUCACCUCUCAAAUUGGUUUUCAUCUACCAUACACUACAAGGUUAGGUUUCACUUGCACGAACAACAUGGUAGAGUAUGAGGCGUGCAUAUUUGGCAUUGAAGCAGCCAUUGAUCUAAGGAUUAAGAUUCUUGAAGUUUAUGGAGACUCAUCCUUGGUAAUCAGCCAGGUUAAUGGAGAUUUGGAGGCUCAUGAUCAAAAGUUGAUAUUGUACAAAAAGCAUGUCUUGAAGCUAGUCCUAUAUUUUGAUGAGAUCACAUUCCACCAUAUUCCUCGGGAGGAAAAUCAAUUGGUAGAUGCUUUCGCUACCUUAGCCUCCAUGUUCAAAGUCAAGUGGGCCAACGAAGUGCCAUCCAUUUGCAUUAACUACUUAGAUGAACCAACAUACUGUUUGGCAACCGAAGAAGAAUCUGAUGGCCAUCCAUGGUUUUAUGAUAUCAAGAGGUACUUGGAGAACCAAGAAUACCCAGAAAAUGCUUCCAUCACAGACAAAAAGUAUCUUUGA
Molecule: messenger RNA, 546 nt
Organism: Lathyrus oleraceus (garden pea)
Lineage: Eukaryota; Viridiplantae; Streptophyta; Magnoliopsida; Fabales; Fabaceae
Exons: 1
Coding region: 1-546 (181 amino acids)
Molecular function (GO): nucleic acid binding; RNA-DNA hybrid ribonuclease activity
Source: RefSeq, a predicted model, not a curated record